Mus pahari (shrew mouse) is the source of this 2181-nucleotide messenger RNA. It is a transcript of the gene Rnf225, whose product is annotated as ring finger protein 225. Gene Ontology annotation, molecular function: ubiquitin protein ligase activity. Bases 75 to 1073 code for a protein of 332 amino acids. Lineage: Eukaryota; Metazoa; Chordata; Mammalia; Rodentia; Muridae. Gene Ontology annotation, biological process: protein ubiquitination. The record is from RefSeq and is a predicted model, not a curated record. The transcript has 2 exons.
GCCAGAAAUUGGGGUCAGAACGGAAGAGACGCUGCAAUCCCACACAAGGAAAGGUGUCUACAGGUCCAAUCUGAAUGCCGUGUCCUCGGCUUCCCUGGCUCCGCCGCCACCGAACCUCCCAGGGCUCUGGACCUAGCUCCCCAAGUACCGUCUCUGCACCCAACUCCCCUAGCAGAGGCGAAGACGAGGAUGCAGAAGAGGAGGAGGGCGAUGGCACCCCUGGCUCAGGCCCCAUUCUGCCUCCUGCAUCCCCCAUGGAAUGUCUUAUCUGCGUGUCACCCUUCGACGGCAUUUUCAAGCUGCCUAAACGCCUGGACUGCGGUCACGUAUUCUGUCUCGAGUGCCUGGCACGCCUGUCGCUGGCUACUGCGGGUGGCGGCGAUGCAGUGGCUUGCCCCAUGUGCCGCGCGCCCACACGCUUGGCUCCGCGCCGGGGGCUGCCCGCUCUGCCCACGCAGCCCGGUUUGCUGCCUCGCGAUGCGAGCGCGCCACUGCCACGCCAGGGUUCUGUGCGCUUUGACAGACGCCGGGGGCUCCUGUAUCUGCGGCCACCACCGCCAUCUCCCGGGCCGCGCAAGAGCCGCACAGUGCGUGCCCCGCCGCCUCCACCCCCUCUGCGCCUCGGCCGCCCGCUGUCACGUCGUCUGUCCCUGAGCAGUCCAGCAUGGGCUUUCAACGCGGCAGUGGCGCUGGCUGUGCUGGUGGCCGCGGGUCUUGUGGUCUCUGGUGUCUACAUCUUCUUCCUCAUUCCUCAUGUCACCAAUUCCGGUGCGCGGCCUCAGAUUGUGGCGCUGGCACCCGAAAAUGGCUUCUGGGUCUCACCGCGGCCCACGCCAGUGGCGCCCUGGACCCAUGCCUGGACACGACGCCCCACAAAGCCUGACCUGGACCUGGACGAUACCCUGCCAGAGGCUACCAAGGACACGCUCGAGCUUGAGGAGGCUACCAAAGACCCAGUAGAGACACAGGGGAUCCCGGAUUUACCACCAGAUCAAACAUCAAAGGUAGAGAAUGACCUUAACUGGAACCCGAAGGCUCAGGCUGAUGGGAAGAAGGUGCAAUUGCAGCAAUAAAUACCUCCACGAUGCAGGCAGUCUCCUGGCCUGGGGGACUUCUGUGUCAUCCUGGAAGGCAGUAACAAAAUGCAUACUGAAGUGCCCAUUUCUCCAAAUCGGGGACUGGAAAGACAUGAACUCUUUCAAGCCAUGCUACAAGAAUCCUCUGAGGACAUCUUUAAUUCCCAUGACCAUCCACCUAAAGGUACUCUCUCUGACCAUGACCUUAAUGAACCGCAUACCUUUGUAGGUCUAGAUGGGGUACCCCUGAUGUUCAUCUCUGUAGAAGUCCAGCCGGCCUCUUCCCCAGUGUCAUCUACACAGAACUGUGUCAGGGCCCUUUAGCCUUGAUCUUGAUGGAACGCUGUUAGGAGUACUUCAAGUUAUAGCAGCACAGACCCCUGCUGGAGACACUCCUGGCCAGCUCUGGGGACUGAAGGAUCUGAUCCACUUGUCCUUUGGGCUCACUGCAGGGACUUGAGGCUCCCAUCUUGGGAGCACAAAACAGCUGUUCUGAUCAUUCAUCUUGCUGCCCACAGCCAGUCUGUAAACUUCAGCACUUGCACACCUGACCAAGAUUCCAACUUAGAAGGGCAAAUGUGGCCUGGCUAAGGCUGGGGAGGGCCCUGACUCCUGAAGACUGGCACCCGUUUGAGAAGUAAAUCCCAAAUUGAUCUAGGAACCUCGACUUCUCUGGACUUUGGUUCCUGGGUCUGAUGCAAUAUGUUGUGGAAUAGUUGUGGUCAUCAAGGCUUAGAGAGCCAAGGCCUCCUGUAGCUCAGACAGAAAUAUUCAGUGAGGGAAGGUCUGGUCCUCCCUAGCUAACAUGAGAGAUGCUGUUAGCUACUCCUGGGCUCCAUCACCUCUGCCUAGCCUUCCUUCUGCCUCAGCUAAAGUCUAAGUCUUUCCACUGUUCACCUCUGUGGAAGAUGGCUCCUGUCUUCCUCCCAAACGCCUUAUUCGCUUAGACAGAGUUGGAGGAGGGCAGCUACUCUCUGCAUCGGCUGAUCAAAGGGCCUCUGAAAACCAUGUCCUACCUCACCUCACCUGGCAUGAGACACGGUAUAUUAAGGGUGGGCAGCAUUUUCCAGAAUGAAAUGUGACUUCGAAGUAUCUGGAGGCUUCU